Molecule: messenger RNA, 786 nt
Organism: Lasiodiplodia theobromae
Lineage: Eukaryota; Fungi; Ascomycota; Dothideomycetes; Botryosphaeriales; Botryosphaeriaceae
Product: 2-deoxy-d-gluconate 3-dehydrogenase
Exons: 2
Coding region: 1-786 (261 amino acids)
Molecular function (GO): oxidoreductase activity, acting on the CH-OH group of donors, NAD or NADP as acceptor
Source: RefSeq, a predicted model, not a curated record
AUGACCUCUGUGCAACAGCUCUUCUCCCUUGAGGGCCAGACGGCGCUCGUCACGGGCGGCACCCGGGGCAUUGGUCAGGCCAUGGCUGUGGCAUUGGCUGAAGCUGGCGCCGACCUCCUCCUCAUCCAGCGUGACACGUCCAACACGGCGACCAAGUCUCAGAUCGAGGCCCUUGGCCGGAAAGCCACCAUCUACACCGCAGACCUGAGCGACGCGAAGUCCGUCGCAGCCCUCACCCCCAAGAUCACCGGCGACGGCCACAAGAUCGACAUCCUCCUCAACUGCGCCGGCAUCCAGAAGAGGCACCCGGCACACCAGUUCCCGGACGAGGACUGGGACGCAGUGCUGCAGGUCAACCUGAACACCGUCUUCACCCUCUGCCGCGACGUCGGCGCUCACAUGCUCGCCCGCGAAGCCGACUCGACCGGCCGCCGCGGCGCCAUCAUCAACGUCGCCUCGCUCCUCUCCUUCCAGGGCGGCAUCACCGUGCCCGCCUACGCCGCCAGCAAGGGUGGCGUGGCGCAGCUGACCAAGGCGCUGAGCAACGAGUGGUCUAGCAAGGGCAUCGCCGUCAACGCCAUCGCUCCGGGGUACAUUGCGACGGAGAUGAACACCGCGCUGAUCAACGACAAGAACCGCGCCGACAGCAUUUUGCAGCGCAUUCCGGCGGGCCGCUGGGGAAGCCCCGAGGAUUUCAAGGGUGCCGUGGUGUUCCUGGCAUCAAGGGCAGCAGGAUACGUUGGCGGUGAGGUGUUGACCGUCGAUGGUGGUUGGAUGGGCAGGUAA